Molecule: messenger RNA, 2103 nt
Organism: Blumeria graminis f. sp. triticale
Lineage: Eukaryota; Fungi; Ascomycota; Leotiomycetes; Helotiales; Erysiphaceae
Source: the annotation of a GenBank genome assembly
AUGCACCUCAAAGCAAUCCAUGUCUAUAUAUGUCUAGGCUUCGUUGAAUCUCGAUUAGUAUAUACCAAAUCUGAACUCUCGACUUAUCCUAUUCCUGCUAGCCAACCUAGCGACGUCGAAUCUCACAUUGAAGUUUUGCUUUCUAAAGAAUCUGAUUACAGCUUAAAACAGCUUUGGAUCACUAAAAAUGGUCACUUGAAAAAUUUACCUACUGUCGAUGGGACCGUUAACAAUUUAUCCUCACUUGAUGUGUCUAGGGAAAAAGGGGAGGGCCUCUUAGGUAAUCCUACAGAGAUUGCCUCUAGCAAUAAACGAAAGAGCUUCAGCGCGAUUCAAAGUAUCAUCGACAACUACGAUGUUGUAGACGAGUCAAAGGAAGCCACAUACAACAGUCCAAAGACCAAAACAGAAAAGCGCGCCGACCCGGGUCUUAUUCCUAAAUCUCGAAGAAAACCCAAGAAGAAAUCUUCAAAACUGUUGAAAAGAGAAACGAAAUCAGGCAUUCGCAGACGCUUACCAGGUAGACAAGCUAGAGCCGGAUUACCAAAUCGAGGCGGCCAAAGAGGACAAAGAGUAAAUAAUUUGAAUGCGAAGAAUUCAAAAUUAAGAAAUCAAAGACAAGGCACGUUACGAAAAUUUUCCAGGGCUAAGAGCACGAAAAAAAUUACACCCACUUCAAAAGCUAAAACAACUCGAAAACAAAAACAAUUGGAUACACAGGACACAGACCGCAGCUUAAAAACCAUACCCCAAGAAAAAGAUUUACCUAUCAAGGAUGGGAUCCCCGCUGUCGCUAAGAAGAAAAAUGUCGCUGCUCCUGUGGCUGGCGCUAAAGAUAAUGAUAACAUAUCAACUGACACAAAGUCACCAGAUAAGGGAGAUAAAACCAUAGAAAAAUCUCUAGCAAGUAAAAAUGGAGUGAAAAGUGCCGUUGUUGGUGGAGCUAUACCAGCUCCUGGCAAGAAAGAUGUCGACGCUGAUCCUAUUGACCCUGCAAUCUCUAAAAAUGGAAAGAAUCCUACCGAUAAAGAUACCGUCGGCAAGGGCGUCGCUGGUGGUGCUAUUGUUGGUGGUGCAGCUGCUGGUGGUGCAGCUCUAGCUGGUGGCGCACUAACAGGUAAUGCUCUAACUGGUAAUGGUGUUGCUCCUGGUGGCAGUACUCCUGGUAGUACUGCCCCUGGUAGUACUGCUCCUGUUCCUGGCACCAAAGAUGUCGACCCAAAUUCCGCCACCGGCAAGAAAGACGACAACGAAUCAGUUAACACUAACCCCCAGCGUGGUGCCAACAAUCUUGAUGACGAUGAUGAUAUUCCUACAGGUCCUAACAAUGGUCGCAAUAGGGGCCAAAACUCAGGCGGGUUUGACGAUGAUUUCCCAAAUCAAGGCGGAUUUCAAGGGAAUAACGGCGGCGGUAACUCGCAGUUGGUUGCUCAAACAUUGGCUUCUACUCUUCCCAUGUUAACCAUACCGCUAGCCACUGGCGGCUUUGGUGGUGGUGGUGGAAUGGGAAUGAACGAUGGAAUGGGAAUGGGUGGUGGCUUUGGAGACUCCAUGGGAGGUGGUAUGGGCGGCGGUAUGGGCGGUGAUAUGAGUGGAGGUCUGGGUGGAGGUAUGGGUGGUGGUAUGGGUGGUGGUAUGGGUGGUGGUAUGGGUGAUGGAUUGGGUGGGGAAGGCGUAGCUGGAGGCGCUGGGGAUAUUGGUGGAGGCGGUGCAGAUGGGUCUGGCGCCGCUGGUGAUCUUGGUUCAGAAGCAGAGCCUGGGACUGAAGCUGGAGGGCUUGAAUCACCAGUCAGCAAAAAGAAAAAAGGGGCUGGAUUAGAUGAGGAUCCCGACAAUGCUUCUACUGAGGAACAAGGAUCUACUACAAAAUCUGGCUCGAAAUCAGGUCAAGAAAGCAAAGAUGAUGCUGAAGAUACUACCGCCACUCAGGACUCUGGAGCCUCUUCCAAAGCUAGUUCGAAAACUACCCCAAAACCUGGCUCCAAAUCUAGUCAAGAAAAUACUGGCGAAGCCGAUGAUACCACUUCCGCCGAAGAUUCUGGAACUGCUUCAAAAUCAAAUUCGAAGUCUAGCUCUAAGGCCAGUGCCGACACCAGCAGCUAA